Messenger RNA from Pseudoliparis swirei, 2667 nucleotides. It is a transcript of the gene pkma, whose product is annotated as pyruvate kinase M1/2a. NCBI's taxonomy places the organism in Eukaryota, Metazoa, Chordata, Actinopteri, Perciformes, Liparidae. Gene Ontology annotation, biological process: glycolytic process. Gene Ontology annotation, cellular component: cytoplasm. The record is from RefSeq and is a predicted model, not a curated record. The transcript has 11 exons. Bases 127 to 1725 code for a protein of 532 amino acids. Gene Ontology annotation, molecular function: pyruvate kinase activity; potassium ion binding; magnesium ion binding.
CCUAGAAAGUAGUUCCGCAGCGCGAGGGACUAAGAAGAUCACCUUGAGCCUCGUCUCAGUGUUCAGCGGCAGUUACAUCUUCAUAAGCAGAGGUUCGACGAGUCACGGACUUCAGCAGUGAUCGCCAUGCCUCAGUUAAAGACUCCAGACCUAGGCUCCGCCUUCAUCCAGACGCAGCAGCUCAACGCCUCCAUGGCCGACACCUUCCUGGAACACAUGUGCCUGCUGGACAUCGACUCCGAGCCCACCAACGCACGCAACACCGGCAUCAUCUGCACCAUCGGGCCGGUGUCUCGUUCUGUGGAAAUGCUGCAGGAGAUGAUCAAGUCCGGAAUGAACAUUGCUCGCAUGAACUUCUCCCAUGGCACGCAUGAGUACCACGCUGACACCAUCAGGAAUGUGCGCACGGCGUGCGAGAGCUUCGAGCCCGGCAGCAUCCAGUACCGGCCCAUCGGCAUCGCCCUGGACACCAAGGGCCCCGAGAUCAGGACCGGCCUCAUCAAGGGAAGCGGCGAGGCCGAGGUGGAGCUAAAGAAGGGCAACAUGAUCAAGAUCACCCUGGACGACACUUAUCAGGAUGACUGCAGCGCCGAGAUCCUCUGGCUGGACUACAAGAACAUUCCCAAUGUGGUCGAGAUCGGAAGCAAGAUCUACAUCGACGACGGACUCAUGUCCCUUCAGGUCAAGGAGAUUGGUUCUGACUUCCUCAUGUGCGAGAUUGAGAACGGCGGCACCCUGGGCAGCAAGAAGGGCGUGAACCUCCCCGGCGCCGCCGUGGACCUGCCCGCCGUCUCGGAGAAGGACAUCGAGGACCUCCUGUUCGGCGUGGAGCACGGCGUCGACAUGAUCUUCGCCUCCUUCAUCCGCAAGGCGGCGGACGUGCACGCCGUCAGGGCGGUGCUGGGGGAGAAGGGCAAAGACAUCAAGAUCAUCAGCAAGCUGGAGAACCACGAGGGUGUACGCAGGUUUGAUGAGAUCAUGGAGGCCAGCGACGGCAUCAUGGUCGCCCGCGGCGACCUGGGUAUCGAGAUCCCCACAGAAAAGGUCUUCCUCGCCCAGAAGAUGAUGAUCGGCCGCUGCAACAGAGCCGGCAAGCCGAUCACCUGCGCCACUCAGAUGCUGGAGAGCAUGAUCAAGAAGCCCCGCCCCACCCGGGCCGAGGGCAGCGACGUGGCCAACGCCGUGCUGGACGGCGCCGACUGCAUCAUGCUGAGCGGAGAGACCGCCAAGGGGGACUACCCUCUGGAGGCGGUGCGCACGCAGCACAUGAUUGCCCGUGAGGCCGAGGCGGCCAUGUUCCACCGGCAGGUGUUCGAGGACCUGCGCCGCUCCACGCCGUACUGCAAGGACCCGGCCGAGGCCAUCGCCAUCGGCGCCGUGGAGGCAUCCUUCAAGAGCUUGGCCUCCGCCUUGAUCGUGCUCACCGGCUCUGGAAGGUCCGCCCACCUGGUCUCCAGGUACCGGCCCCGUGCGCCCAUCCUGGCCGUGACCCGUAACGCCCAGACGGCCCGCCAGGCCCACCUGUACCGCGGCAUCUUCCCCGUGCUCUACACCGAGCCGCCCCACGACGUGUGGGCCGAGGACGUCGACCUGCGCGUGAACUUCGCCAUGGACAUGGGCAAGGCGAGAGGCUUCUUCAAAGCCGGAGACGUGGUGAUCGUCCUGACCGGCUGGCGCCCCGGCUCCGGUUACACCAACACCAUGCGCGUGGUUCAGGUGGCCUGAACGGCCCCCAGGGGGCGCCGCUCCACUUCCUCCCUCCUUCAUCUACCUUUCAGAGCUCUCUAUUCCGCUCCAGCGCGACUCCACUGCUGAACAAUUAAAUCUAUUUAGGCAAUAAUGCAAUGUGCAUAGAAAAUAAAUAACCACCACCACCACGUGGUCAAAGAGCUGGUUCUGCUUCCGGAGGCUCGAUUCCACUUUGUCUCCAUUCCUUUUUUAAAUGUUUUAUUUUGUCCAUGUAACCCCAGUCUGCAAGGCCUCAGAUGAAAACACCCUGUGCAGAAAGCUGCUGUAUUUAUUCACUCAAACACUGAUAUUUAAGGUGAUCCGGUGAGAGUGAAUGCAUCCCGGCUCUCGUUCGGGUGGAGUCGGUGGGCGGAGCGCCUCGAGUACUGUAGCUUCUAAUCGCACUCCCUCUGCCGACGGAACGAACAAAUUUGUGGCGCCACAAACACGCGCACCCUCAAAAAAAAAAUCGAAGGGCUCCUCCUACAGGACUGCACUGGCUCCACCCGAACAGCCCCUCCCCCACCCUGUCAACGCCGUCGCUGUAUCUGUACGUGUUGCACUCCAAUGUUACAUCUGAUAUUCUACUUGACUUUUGUUUUGGGACAUCCGACCCGGCGUAUAUUUUGUCUGAAAUGUCGGCGUUGGGUGUCCGGAGGUGUUUGAGUGAGUUACUGUAUUUGUGAUAUUAAAUAGGUCAUAAAAAGGCUUUUUUUCUCCCCGCAUUUGGAUCACAUGUAAGUCGACACUUAUGAAUCACGUGAGGUUCACUGACGUCGACGAAUAUGAAUAUGCACUUUGAGAGUUUAUUUCCUCGGGUACCGAGCGUCGGUGGUCCACUGUCGUCGUCUUCUUGUAACGCUAGAGUCACAACGAAUGUGUAGCUGAGCUGUCCUAAGACUGAAAUUCCAUCAAUAAAAAAAAAAUACGAACACCUAA